Messenger RNA from Trichogramma pretiosum, 1910 nucleotides. RefSeq names its product dynein intermediate chain 3, ciliary (gene Dnai2). The record is from RefSeq and is a predicted model, not a curated record. The transcript is spliced from 7 exons. Gene Ontology annotation, cellular component: outer dynein arm. Gene Ontology annotation, molecular function: dynein light chain binding; dynein heavy chain binding. Bases 63 to 1829 code for a protein of 588 amino acids. Lineage: Eukaryota; Metazoa; Arthropoda; Insecta; Hymenoptera; Trichogrammatidae. Gene Ontology annotation, biological process: cilium movement; outer dynein arm assembly.
CGUAAGUCAGAAUUAUUAUAACCUCUCGAUCGGUAGCAGCAUCGUAAACAACAACGACAAAAAUGACGGCCCCCGAGUACAUCUACAUCAAGAAGCGCUCCGAGUUCGGCAAGCGGGCCUACUUCUCGGACCGCAACGAGAUCGAGGUGGACGUGAGGCCGCAGCGCGAGCUCGCCCACGACUUCAUACGCAUCGAUCCGGCCUGCAAGUACACGCAGACGGAGAAGAUCAUCGCCCUCCAUGAGGUCAACACGACGACGGCGACUUUUCAAAAUCGGGGCAUGCUGCACACGGAGGGCGGCUGGCCCAAGGACAUCAACAAGGACGACAUCGAGCAGACGGUGCGCUAUCGUCGCAAGCUCGAGAAGGACGAGUUCUUUGUGCAUACGAUGCUACAGCUGAUGACGCCGAUGGAGCACUGCGUCUUACAAAACAACGCCUGCAACAUCUACGAGCAGUACUUCCAGGACAUCGAGCCGCGGCCCCUGGUCCAGCAGACGGUCUCGCGCACCGUCAACGUUUAUCGCGACCCGCUGCCCACCAAGCGGCCCGUGACGCACAUCAGCUGGUCGCCGGACGGCCAGCGCAUGGCCGCCAGCCACUGCAGCACCGACUUCAAGCGCGCCGGCAGCAGCAGCAACUACAGCACCAUCUCGUACAUCUGGGAGGUGGAGAACCCGAACAAGCCCUGGGCCAAGCUGAAGCCGUUCUGUCCGCUGCUGGCGCUCGAGUACAAUCCCAAGGACAGCAAUAUUCUGGCCAGUGGACUGACGACGGGACAGGUGGCGUUCUGGGACGUGCGCCGUGGCAGCGAGCUGAUCGAGGCGAGCUCCGUGGAGCACAGCCAUAGGGAUCCGUGCGACAAGCUGCUGUGGAUCGCCUCGAAGACGGGCACGGAAUUCUUCAGCGCUUCGAAGGACGGACAGAUCAAGUGGUGGGACACGCGCAAGCUGCACGCGCCCAUCGAGACCAUCGCCAUGGAUCUGACGCAGCCGGACGAGCAGUCGCUCGACCGGGCGAUCGGCGUGUCCUCGCUGCAGUUCGAGCCGUCGAUGGGCACGAGAUUCAUGUGCGGCUUGGAGAACGGCUGGGUGAUAUCGGGCAACAGGAAGGGCAAGACGCCCCAGGAGAAGCUCAUGGUCAGGUUCAAGGCGCAGUACGGCCCGGUGAUCAGCGUGGAGAGGAAUCCGACCUUCCCGAAGAACUUCUUGACGGUGGGCGAUUGGACGGCGAGGAUCUGGUCCGAGGACUGUCGAGAGUCCUGCAUACUGUGGACGCCGUCUCACGACGUCCUCUUGACGAACGGCAUGUGGAGCCCGACCCGCUUCUCCACCUUCUUCCUUACCAAGGCGAACGGCACCCUCGACGUCUGGGACAUCAUCGUGCAAAAGGACACGCCCGUUCUCAGCAUCAAGGUGUGCGACGAGCCGCUGACCUGUCUGAGGCCGCACGAGCAGGGCGCCCUGGUGGCCACCGGCGGCAAGAACGGCUCGGUCUAUCUGCUGGAGUUCUCGGAAAAUCUCACCGUCAACCAGAAGAACGACAAGCUGCUCUUCACGGCGCUGCUGGAACGCGAGACGAAGCGCGAAAAGGUGAUCGAGGCGAAAAAUCGCGAGUUACGGCUGAAGAUGAAGGCCGUGAUGGCCGAUCCCGGGGACCAGGAGCAGGCCAAGAGGCACUCGCUCGCCGACAUGAAGGAUCCGGCCGUGAUACAGGCCGAGAAGGACUAUUACGCCGCGAUCGAGGCCGAGCGAGCGAGACUCGCCUCGUUCGACAAAGCCCAGGCCGACAACAAGGAAGACGACAACAAUCCAGAGAGGGACGGUUGAUCGGGAUGAGGCUAUUUUGCUAGACUUUAAGAUUUUCGUAUUCAAUACUGUAUUUUUUAUUCGAACAAAUCGUACGAUAUA